Molecule: messenger RNA, 375 nt
Organism: Bombyx mori (domestic silkworm)
Lineage: Eukaryota; Metazoa; Arthropoda; Insecta; Lepidoptera; Bombycidae
Gene: H2b-l
Product: histone H2B-like protein
Exons: 1
Coding region: 1-375 (124 amino acids)
Cellular component (GO): nucleosome
Molecular function (GO): protein heterodimerization activity; DNA binding; structural constituent of chromatin
Source: RefSeq, marked provisional
AUGCCGCCUAAGACAAGUGGAAAGGCCGCCAAGAAAUCUGGUAAAGCCCAGAAAAAUAUUUCGAAGACCGAUAAGAAAAAGAAGAAGCACAAGAGGAAGGAAAGUUACGCCAUUUACAUUUACAAAGUGCUGAAGCAGGUCCAUCCCGACACCGGUAUUUCGAGUAAAGCCAUGUCGAUCAUGAAUUCGUUCGUGAACGACAUCUUCGAACGUAUCGCUGCAGAAGCUUCUCGUCUCGCCCAUUACAACAAGCGUUCGACGAUAACCUCGAGGGAGGUUCAGACUUCAGUGAGAUUGUUGUUACCGGGUGAACUCGCCAAGCACGCGGUCAGUGAAGGAACCAAAGCCGUCACGAAAUACACGAGCUCCAAGUAA